GGGAGUACCGCUCCCAGACUCGGAUGAAACUAGUUGCCCGUAGCCAGGGUGGCAUCAGAGGAAGGAGGCAGACUCUGAACUGCGCUGGGGCUAAGUCGUGCGCAGAAAGACUGACUCGGUCCGACCAGGCUGUCCUGCAGGCUGAGAAUGCCAAGAACCAUGUGGGUCUUCCUCCCUGUCCUGCUGAGCACCCUGCUUUGUGUACAGCCAGCUCACAGUCUCCGUUGCUAUAACUGUACAGCGGCAACGAAAUCCAGUCAAUGCAACUCUGUUGAGUGCUCCGUGUCAGAAACUCGCUGUGGGAGUAUUAAAGUUGCAGAUAAAGAUGGACCAGGGAACAAAAUGCUGUAUUUCAAGGGUUGUACUAAUACUUCCUGUGGAGAGUUUUUCAUGAAAUUAUGGGGCAAGGCCAAUAAAGAGAUCCCCCCAUCUCUUAUAGAAGUGGAUUAUAGCUGCUGUUCGAAGGAACUGUGUAACGGGGUAGAUGGGAUCAGAGGCAGCCCCUUGGCCCUGAUAGGGAUCCUCCUGCUCAGCCUCGGACCUGCCUUCUGGGCCAUGCUGUGAGGGCUUCAGUCACUUCCUCGCGGACCCUGCCUGGUGGUUUCUCUUAUUCCUCAGGAACAGAUAUUCAGCUUUCUCUCUGCACCUCCCCUGCUUUUAGAACAAUUGCAAACAAAAUUUACCAGAAUUUUGUCAGUUCUGAUGGACACAAAUACAUGUGUGAGGACACACAACAGACACACAUCUACAUAGACAGAUGCACAGAAACAAAUGGACAUUUACUGUUUUAUGGAGUUAUCAAUGCCUCUCUACUGUUUGUUAGCAGUGAGAGCUACCUAAGAACUAUUAAACAUUCAAUCCCUAUUGGAGGUAUCUGUGGAGGAUUCCUCAGAGACCUAUUUCUCUGGUUAUCUUUCUUUUCUUAGUUUCAUUUAUGCCUUUUAUUUUUCUAUUGCAUCCUUUUCUAAAUAUAUCCAUCCCACCCUCCCCUAGUCAGAAAGCCAUACCUUAUACCAAAGGUUAAAAGAAACAAAAGCAUUUUCAGCAAAAUCAUCUAACACGAUGAAUGACCAAGUGUACCAGACUAGGGAAUACUUUGCACUCAGACUCUCCAAUGAAAGGAGGGAGGUGAAUUUUUUUUAUCUCUUCUAUGGGUCACAAUUAAGCAUUAUAAUACAAUGUUUGGUUUUGUUUAAAAAUUAUUUCAAUUUAAUA
Vombatus ursinus (common wombat) is the source of this 1215-nucleotide messenger RNA. RefSeq names its product lymphocyte antigen 6 family member H (gene LY6H). The transcript has 4 exons. The record is from RefSeq and is a predicted model, not a curated record. The coding region runs from base 148 to 564 and encodes 138 amino acids. Gene Ontology annotation, cellular component: plasma membrane. NCBI's taxonomy places the organism in Eukaryota, Metazoa, Chordata, Mammalia, Diprotodontia, Vombatidae.